Molecule: messenger RNA, 822 nt
Organism: Heterobasidion irregulare TC 32-1
Lineage: Eukaryota; Fungi; Basidiomycota; Agaricomycetes; Russulales; Bondarzewiaceae
Exons: 5
Coding region: 1-822 (273 amino acids)
Source: RefSeq, a predicted model, not a curated record
AUGUCUAUUCCACCCAUCCCUGCAAAUUUUCGAGUGUACUUCACACAGAAUGGCAUUCUGACGGAGUGCCAAUGGAGCCCAUUUCCAUCCCGGGAUUUCGACUGGGCCACAGUCAACCGGCCCCCUCCACUGUACUUUGGCCGUCCAUCAGUGUGGGCUCUGCCUCAGGCAGCUGGUGUGGCCCAGCCAGGGAGCUCAAGCGGGGAUGGCCGCCGCUUUGGGGCGUGCCACGACAUCCACUGGCCGAUGUCGUCGCGUCCCACGACGCCCAUUGGAGGCGUUAUGAGCGGGACGACCGCGAAGCGCAAGGCGUCGGUGGACGAUGCUGACUCGCUGAGCGUCCAUCGUUCCAAGCGGACCAAGGCGCCGCGCAAGGACAUUCGUGGGGCCGAGGCAGACACACCGACUGUCGAAAGUACACCUGUUGCAGGGCCGAGCCGUCAACCAGAGAUGGCAGGAUUCGACAUGCGGAUCACGAGGCAAGGGGAGAUAACAGACCAGGCAGAGAGGGCGAGCGCGUGUGCAGAGGGUGAAGCUCACAGUGAGGGGACUGCUAACGCUCAGGUCGGCGACAAGACAGAGGAGAAGCGUGAGAAGAGGUACAAACCACCUGGGGAUGGGCCCUGGAUUUGCGAGGUCCAUAAUCGAGAGUUUGGGCGCUGGUACGAACUGGACCGACACAUGAGGAGCCGCAAGCACGAAGAAUUCGCAGAGGAGUUCCAGUGCGAGCGAUGUCAAGAUUUCUUUUCUCGCAAGGACUCGCUGCAGAGGCACCAGCGUACGGCCUGCUAUCCUCCAGACGACGACAGUGGUGCUUCAUGA